Punica granatum (pomegranate) is the source of this 1470-nucleotide messenger RNA. The record is from RefSeq and is a predicted model, not a curated record. Lineage: Eukaryota; Viridiplantae; Streptophyta; Magnoliopsida; Myrtales; Lythraceae.
UUUGAUUUGAUGGAAAAUUUGUUCCUCCCCGUUUACAGUCUCUUAGCUAAGCUUCUUCUUCCUCUACUUCCUCUGGACUGUACAUCCUUGUUCUUCUUUGAACCUUGGCAAGAGCAAGGGGCUGUGUCCUGCUAACAUCUCCGUCUCUAGAGAGUAACUUCACGAUUUGCUACUGAAUUGGAACUUUUAUAGUUUCAUUCUUGUAUCUUUGAUUGAUCAAUUUGUGGGAACAAGGAGAGCAUGGAGGUGAAGGAAGUGCUGCACAUGAGCAGAGGAGAUGGAGAGAACAGCUAUGUUAAGACCUCGACUUAUACGCAAAUGAUUGCUCUUUUCACCAAGCCGGUGAUCGCUAGCGCAGUCAAUUCCCUGUUCCAAGAACCUUUCUUCCCUUGCAAGCUCCUCAAUGUGGCAGACCUCGGUUGCUCUUCAGGCCCGAGCACUUUCACUUUCAUGUCCACUGUGAUUGAGAGCGUCAAAAGCAACUGCAGAGGAUUGGGAUCUACACCGCCCGAGAUCCAAUUUUACUUGAAUGAUCUUCCUGGCAAUGACUUUAAUACUCUGUUCAAGAGCCUCUCCGACCUCCAUCGGAAUCUUGAUGGCUUGUCAUUCUUCGUGAUGGGAGCUCCAGGCUCUUUCCAUGAAAGAAUCUUUCCUCAGAAUUGCUUGCAUCUUGUUCAUUCUUCAUACAGUGUCCACUGGCUAUCUCAGGUCCCGCGGCUUACAACUGAAGAAGGCUUGCCGAUGAACAAGGGAAAGAUUUACAUAUCUAAGACAAGCCCUCCUGAGGUUAAGGAGGCCUACUUGGCUAAGUUCGAGGUAGACUUCACAAAUUUUCUGAGAUGUCGGAGUGAAGAAAUGGUAACUGGUGCUCGUCUCGUGCUAGUGCUUCAUGGGAGGCGAAAUGCAGAUCCUGCAAGCAAAGAGAGCUGCUAUAUCUGGGAGUUACUAGCUGAGGCAAUCUCAAGCAUGGUCUCUGAGGGGCUCGUAGAGGAAGAGAAGCUAGAUACCUUGAACGUGCCAUACUACACAGCCUCUCAAGAGGAAGUCCAACAUAUAGUCCAACAAGAAGCAUCCUUCACAGUGGAGCACGUCGAAACAUUUGCCUUGGAUGUCGGAGGAAUAUCAUCAGAAAAAGAGGAUCCAUGGACCAGAGGGAGAAAGCAAGCGAAGCACACUAGGUCAUUCACAGGUUCCGUCGUUCAGCACCAUCUCGGGGAAGAGGUCAUGGACAAGCUUUAUGGUGAAAAGUUGGCCCACUUGAUUGGAAAAGACUUAAGCAAGGGAGAGAGGCAGGGCAUCAGCAUUGUCCUUAUGCUAAGGAAACGUGACUAGUUAAGUCGAUACAUGCUCCGCAUUGCAUGUUUUUCCAUUAAGGAAAUGGAUGUUCACAAUCAAAGUUGUUGUAACAAUUCUCCAAUAAGCUAAAUAAAGCUGUGGCCCAUUCAAUUAUGGUCUAAUUUAAAAGCCUAA